AUGAGUGCUCCGUUAAUCCCAAACAAGUCAUGUUAUGCCCAGCUUCAGGACAACAACAGCGAAAUAAAAAAUAAUAAUGAAAGCAUAGUGAGUGUCGGGGAUACCAAUGCCAACCAAAUUGUGACAAAAGUUAGAACCACUGAAGGGGAUGUUAAGAAACAUGCUUUGACAGAUGAGAGUGGGAAUAUACACUCUGGAGGAUCAGAGAAAGUUGCUCACCUGAAUACAGAGCAGAAUAAACUUCUGACCUUCAGAGACUCUCGGACCUGUCACACCGGUGUACAGGAAAGUAAGCUGCCCUCCACCACCAGCAGGGAAAUGGGGAAAGAUUGUAGGACCAGCGAAGCUAAGAAUAUAUCAAGGCAUAUCAGGAUUAGCCGAGGACAAAGUCUGUCCAAUUUAAAAAGCAGCACAAAUGAUGCCAACCUGGAGGUUAUUUCCAAAGGUGAUGUUGACUUCCCCCAGAACUUUUCUAAGGGUAAAAUGCCCAGGACUGUGGAGAUGGAGAGAAUAAAAAGACUUUCUUUGGGAAGACCAAGUAAAUUUUCUCCUCAAUCUGAAACAUUUGCAAAAGACUGUGUUGGACGCGUAUCGUGUAAACGUCUGCUUUCUGCAUCAUUGGACUCCAUCGACAGGUCGCAUCAUUUGAUAGGAAAUACAGAGAAAUCACAAAAAACGUCCACGGAUCAUUUUCUUGGGAUGGUGUUUCAUCCACUUGACAAUACCUCAGAGGAAAAUAUUGUGUUUUAUUCCAAACCAUCUACCUCAGGGAACAAGAAAAUAAGUAAACCAGAAAAUGUACCAAAUGUUAAUGUUGAAAGCACACUGCAUACUUCUCAUUCUCAGCAUUCAGCGGCUAAGCCCAAUGAGGUUGCUAGUAAAUCAGAAGCACAAUUAGGUCAGGGUGAUAAAAGUAAAAAAAUGGAGCUUAAGACUGCACCAUCUCUACAAUCUAAAAAUACAUGUCAACAAAAGAUUGAGAGAAUUAUGCUGGUGGAGUUCCUGGGAUGUCAAGAAGAUGAAAAUACAGCAGUGCAGGAGCAGAAAGGCUCUGGGUCUGAUGCAUCAAAAUUUCAAGCAUCCCAUUUUCAAGACACCUGUAAUAGAGUAGAGGAUCCAUUGUCAAGCCAGGUGGUAACCUAUCCUGAUGACAAAUUGCUAAGUGAUAACGUCACCAUCGGUCGGGAAGGGAGAGGAAGCAAUGACAGUGACAACAGAGCAGCUAGCCAGGUUGGUGAGGAAUAUUUUACUGACAAAGAAGAAGAAGCAAUAUUCCCACUCAGCUGCGAUAGUAAAUCCAGUGGCAAAGUGACACCUAGAAAAAAUGAGAAUUUACAUGAAGUUGACGCAGGUUGUGCUGAAACAGUUGGUGAGGAGAUAUCUCUUAUACAUAACAUUAAUCUACCUGACAGCAAACCCUUGAACGUUAAUGAGAAUAAACUGACGCUCGUCAAAGACAACACCAAGGAUGCUGCCGUGGCUGCUUCUGAUCUCCCAGAUCAGCACGGAGCGCGCAGUGCAGAGACAGUGUCAAACCAACCUGACAACCACGACAGUGAUUCAGAAACCUCAAGCUUUUCAGUUCCAAGUAAAAAGACAGCUAAUGCACAGAAACAUCCUUCAGAGGAAGCAGCAGAGAGCUGUAAUGUUUCAGCAAAGGCUGAUGCCUUUUUAUGUGUCCCAACUCCCGUGCGCCCGGUGGCAACGCUGGAUGUUAAUAGUCAGCCCACACUAUCAAACAGUAAUUUGAAGGACCUUUAUGCACUUCAUGUUGACAAACUGUCACCCUCCUCAGUCCUACCUCCCAUUGACAGUACGCAGUUGUUAAACAUAUCCCCUAAAGUGCCUAUCAAGACUGCUUGCAGCAGUGCCAUCCCAAAACCUAUCCUGGUCCACUCCAAGGGCUCUCUGACAGAUAAAGUGGCUGUGGACAGUGACUGCAGUGAAAAGCUGGAAGAAAGCAUCGAGAUGAAACCUGCCAUACCCAGGCCCAAACCUGUGAGACCUAAAAUCAUCACAUACAUUAGGAGAAACCCUCGUUCAAUAGAGCAGCUUGACCCUUCGUUUGCACCAGCGGGGCUGCCCUUUGGUAGCCCUGCGUGUGGCAUGCCCAUCUCUACAGAACAGAAGGCAUCCAACGGAGGGGAGGCGAAGCCCCCCAGCAUCUUGUACGACAAAUUUAAACCUGACCUCCAGAAGCCAAGACUCUUCAGUUCUGGUCUGGUGGUGUCAGGAAUUAGGCCCCCAGGACAUCACUUCGGUCCAAUGAGCGAAAAGUUUCUGCAGGAGGUUGGGGAAAGACCUGCAAAAGAUGAAUUUUGCCCUCCACCAUAUACUCACUAUGAGGUCCCACCAAGUUUUUAUCGAUCUGCCAUGAUACUCAAGCCACAGUUAGGACUGGGUGCAGUGUCCAGGUUACCAUCUGCAAAGAGCAGGAUUCUCAUUGCAAGUCAAAGAUCCUCAGGUAGCUGUCUCCAUCAGCAAGGAGAAAUAACGAGUGCUCCCAGCCUCUAUCAUCCUGAUGCUUCAGUUGAUCUUAAGAAAGGCUCAUGUCCAAGUGCUGCAAAAUCAAACCUCCCCAAGCCCUGCCAGUCUGGACUUCGUCCUCCAGGUUAUGCACGGUUGCCAGCAGCUAAGCUGGCUGCAUUCGGUUUUGUCAGGAGCUCAAGCGUAUCCUCUGUCUCCAGCAACCAGUCAAACGACAGUGCUCAGAAUGAUCAAAGCAGGACAACCAACCGUUCCAGCUUUGGAAAUGAAGAGCAAACCACUCCUAAGGCAUCUGCACCUUCUAAAGACAUCCCCAAGGGGACCAGCAAGAGCACAACGCAGGUAUCAAGCAGCACAGCGACUCCACGCAGGAGCUUACUUCCAGCACCAAGAACUGCCACAGCACCUGCUG
This is a messenger RNA of Pelecanus crispus (Dalmatian pelican), 2899 nucleotides long. The record is from RefSeq and is a predicted model, not a curated record. Lineage: Eukaryota; Metazoa; Chordata; Aves; Pelecaniformes; Pelecanidae.